Messenger RNA from Alligator mississippiensis (American alligator), 1698 nucleotides. RefSeq names its product CTD small phosphatase 1 (gene CTDSP1). The transcript has 6 exons. The record is from RefSeq and is a predicted model, not a curated record. NCBI's taxonomy places the organism in Eukaryota, Metazoa, Chordata, Crocodylia, Alligatoridae. Gene Ontology annotation, molecular function: RNA polymerase II CTD heptapeptide repeat phosphatase activity. The coding region runs from base 99 to 968 and encodes 289 amino acids.
AGAUGGAGUUUGCACUGGUCGCACAGCGUGGUGGGGUGGGGGGCUAGAAAGCCCCGUUUUCCCCCCAGCAGCCGGGGGACCUCGGCCUGGGGCAAGGCAUGGAGCUUGGGCUGCACCGGGCUCUGAUGCGCCCCAGAAGCAGCUGCAUGUCGGGCUGGGGCCCCUGUUACGCGCCGCUCCCCCCAGAAGCAGCUGCACGGAGGCAUCGCCCUUUUAAGGGGCCCCGGGAAGCGGCGGCGGCUGCGGGGCUGGCUCCGGCCGCUCCAUGUUGGAGCAAACUUUCCGCCGCCGCCCGGGCCCCACGCGCGACCCGAGCCCACGCGCGGCCGGGCCCAUGGACGGCGCCGGGGUCAUCGCCCAGCUCAGCCGCGACGAGCCCGGGCCCCGCCCGCCGCGCCGGGGCGGACGGCCGGACCCUGCUACCCGAGGUGCAGCCGCAGGACGCGGGGAAGCUCUGUGCCGUCAUCGACCUGGAUGAGACCUUGGUGCACAGCUCCUUCAAGCCCGUGAGCAACGCGGACUUCAUCAUCCCCGUGGAGAUCGAUGGCGUCAUUCAUCAGGUCUACGUGCUCAAGCGGCCGCACGUGGACGAGUUCCUGCAGCGCAUGGGGCAGCUCUUCGAGUGCGUGCUCUUCACCGCCAGCCUGGCCAAGUACGCCGACCCCGUGGCCGACCUGCUGGACAAGCGCGGCGCCUUCCGGGCCCGGCUCUUCCGGGAGUCCUGCGUCUUCCACCGCGGCAACUACGUGAAGGACCUGAGCCGGCUCGGGCGCGACCUGCGGCGCGUGCUCAUCGUGGACAACUCGCCCGCGUCCUACGUCUUCCACCCCAACAACGCCGUGCCCGUGGCUUCGUGGUUCGACAACAUGGCAGACACGGAGCUCCUGGACCUGCUGCCGUUCUUCGAGGGGCUGAGCCGCGUGGACGACGUGUACUCCGUGCUGCGGCAGCACCGGACUAGCAGCUAGUGCCCGCGGGGCUGCGCCGGUGCCCCCCCAGCCCGUGUGCUAGGGCCAGGACAUGCCCGGCCACGCGUGGCACCACGGACACGGACCAAUGGACACAGCCUGGGCCUGAGGCCUGGCCCCCAUCGUGGCCUGCAAUGCAUUCUGGGAGUGGAGCCUCCCCCCCAGCUCCCAGGGUCCUGCCAGUGGGGGGCUCUGGUCUGGUGCUGUGAGGAGCGCCCCCUGCUGCCUGCCCCGGUGCUGCCCCACGGGGGGGGUCUUUGCCCUCCCUCUGCCUCUAUCAGUGCCUUCUCCCGCCCCCCGGACCCUCGUGCUGCCAAGACUGCCUUGGGUGCCAGCCCCCCUGCCCCAUGGCGGGGCUUCUGGGGGGGCCUCAUCUGCCUUAUCCCCCCUUAAUGCCCCCCUUGUCCUGCCCCCCUUAGGGGCUGUGGAUGUCGUGCCUGGGGCGGGGGCGGGCGGGGGGGCCGGUCUGAGGCCCCCACCCUGGCCAGCCACCUCCGGUCCUGAUCCUGAUCCUGCCCCCCCUCUGCAAGCUCAGCACUUUGUAACAGGUUGGGGUGGGUAUCCCAGCACGCAACAGCCUGCCUGGACCAGGAGCUGCUGAGCAUGCUGGGAAAUGCGGUCCCCGCCCCACGUCCUUGUAUGUUGGCUGCGUCUGGGGGGAGACGUGGCCGAGCCCAAGUGCCUUUGUGCGAGCGCGUAACGGGGAGGGAAAGAAACCAGCCGAGAACCA